AUGAGCGGAAAAAUGAUCACUACUAUCGCUGCCGGCGGUUGCGCCAUCUCGAUCGUCGUCGCCCUGACCACGGUCGCCUACAUCUUCAACGACAUCAACAACUUCUAUGAUGAGACUCGCCGUGACAUCACCGAGUUCCGCGGAUUCGCUGAUGGAGCCUGGAAGGAAAUGGUCGUCUCCAAGACCGUGAAGGCCUCUUUCAUCUUCGGCAGGAACAAGCGUCAAGCCAGCUGCAGCUGCGGAGCCGGAUCUAACGGAUGCCCCGCCGGACCCCCCGGACCUCCCGGCCAGCCCGGUGCUCCCGGCGAUGAUGGAGCCCCAGGAGAUGCUGGAAAGGACGGAGGUGUUGGCAAAUCUGCCCUCCCCGAGGACCAGAAGUCCGAGUGCCAGACCUGCCCCGCUGGACCCCCCGGACCCCCCGGGCCCGAUGGACCCGCUGGAAACGCCGGACCCGACGGACAGCCCGGAAACCCCGGGUCUCAGGGACAACCUGGACAGCCCGGACCCGCCGGACCUGCUGGAGAUGCUGGAGCCCCCGGAAACAAUGGACAGCCUGGAGCCCCUGGACAACGCGGACAGGACGGCAAGAGGUACACCACUCAGCCCGGAGCCCCUGGACAGCCUGGACCCGCUGGACCUGCUGGACCCGCCGGACCCAACGGACAGCCUGGACAGCCCGGAGAAGAUGGACCCGAGGGACCUCAAGGAGGAGCUGGACAGCCCGGAGAGGCCGGAUCCGAUGGACAGCCCGGACAGCCCGGAAAAGAUGGAGCCCCAGGAGCCGAUGCCGCCUACUGCCCUUGCCCACCAAGGACUGGAUCAAGCGGAGUCAGCGGUGGAAGCGACUCUUCCGACUACUCGCCAGCCCCAGCCCCGGCUCCGGCUCCGGCCCCAGCCCCAGCCCCAGCGGCUCAGGUUCCCGCCGCCCAGGGAGGAUACCGUCGCAAGGCCGCUCGCGUCGCC
Mesorhabditis spiculigera is the source of this 963-nucleotide messenger RNA. The record is from the annotation of a GenBank genome assembly. NCBI's taxonomy places the organism in Eukaryota, Metazoa, Nematoda, Chromadorea, Rhabditida, Rhabditidae.